Molecule: messenger RNA, 6270 nt
Organism: Centropristis striata (black sea bass)
Lineage: Eukaryota; Metazoa; Chordata; Actinopteri; Perciformes; Serranidae
Gene: nrp1a
Product: neuropilin 1a
Exons: 18
Coding region: 873-3647 (924 amino acids)
Biological process (GO): angiogenesis; axon guidance; vascular endothelial growth factor signaling pathway
Cellular component (GO): membrane
Molecular function (GO): vascular endothelial growth factor receptor activity; semaphorin receptor activity
Source: RefSeq, a predicted model, not a curated record
CAUCAGUGGAGGAGCGGAGAGCGGUGGCGCACGGAGACACGGACCGGGAGGAAAAACUUAUACUAUAAAUCAACCAGGACUUUUCUAUUUCUCUGCAUUAUUCUUCACAUCCUUUUGGCAUUUUUUAGGACUGCUUGUUUUUUACCCUCACACUGUCCGGAUUUGACUUGUGACAGCGCUGAAUGAAAGGGAGCGAGACAAGGAGCCGGAGAGAUCAGCGGGGAGGAGACUAGUCUGUACGCGGAGAGGAGAGUGAGUCUCCGGGCAGCGGCUGUGCGUCUUUGCGCGGUGGGGAUCCAGAAGCGAGCUGGACUGCGCUGUGCUUCUCCCCCAGCGUACGUAAAAAGGGGCUUUUCUGGGGGGGGAAUAACUUGACUUGCUUUUUUGGGGGCAUUUGGUUUCAUUUGAACAGAACCGGAGGAAGCCUGUCGGAUCGUAGGCUGCACUCUGCUCCACGCAUGUUGGAAGUGGAGAGCGGAGGGCUGGAUGCCUGCGGGUUUGCGAGUCCUCAAGACGCAGCCAAGGAUUACCUCCAGCCAGGGCAUCAUUUGACGGAGUAAAAAAAAAAAAAAAAAGGAGUGGGUCGUUUCUUCAUAUAUCUUGGCUUCUUUGGAAAGGAUAUGGCACGGUCGGCGCUGGAGAGAAGAGCGCAACCGGCACAGGCGAGAGGAAACAGGAGCUGAAUGACAGGAUGCCAGCGACCUGAGCCCCGCACUCAAACUUCGUUUUAAAAAAAACAAAGACACUUCUGCUUUAUUUGUCGAGUUAAGAGGAGGAGAAAAGAAUACUUGACAAAAAACAAUCUGUCGGAGGAGUUUAAUUUCGGAGUUUUUUUGUAUGCGUAAUUUUAUUUUUUUGGUGAGAAAACAAGGAUGCAUUGUGGAUUAGUCUUUCUCCUGUUCAUGGGAAUCCUUUUGGUGGUCAAGGCAUUCAGAAACGAUAAAUGUGGAGGCAACAUCAGAAUCUCAACCGCCAACUACCUCACCUCGCCCGGAUACCCCAUGUCUUAUCCCUCUUCUCAGAGAUGUGUGUGGGUGAUAUCUGCGCCUGGUCCUCACCAGCGGAUCCUCAUCAACUUCAAUCCGCAUUUCGAUCUGGAGGACCGGGAGUGCAAGUAUGACUAUGUGGAGGUGCGGGAUGGCGUGGACGAGAGCGGUCAGCUUGUGGGGAAGUACUGCGGGAAGAUCGCUCCAUCUCCGGUCGUCUCCUCUGGAAACCAACUUUUCAUCAAGUUUGUGUCUGACUACGAGACGCACGGAGCAGGUUUCUCCAUCCGAUAUGAGAUCUUCAAGACAGGUCCUGAAUGCUCCAGGAACUUCACCUCCAACAGCGGUGUCAUAAAGUCGCCAGGUUUCCCAGAAAAAUACCCCAACAACCUGGACUGCACUUUCAUGAUCUUCGCCCCCAAGAUGUCUGAGAUCAUUUUGGAGUUUGAGAGCUUUGAGCUGGAGCCCGACCCGACGCCCCCUACUGGUGUAUUCUGCCGAUAUGACAGACUGGAGAUCUGGGAUGGCUUCCCUGGAGUUGGUCCAUACAUCGGGAGGUACUGUGGGCAGAACACCCCGGGCAGGAUCAUCUCCUACACGGGCAUCCUGGCACUGACAAUCAACACUGACAGCGCCAUCGCUAAGGAAGGCUUUUCAGCCAACUUCACCGUCAUCGAAAGGACCGUUCCAGAAGACUUUGACUGCAGGGACCCUUUGGGAAUGGAAUCAGGAGAAGUAACAUCGGACCAAAUCAUGGCCUCAUCCCAGUACAACCCCAGCUGGUCCCCAGAGCGCUCCAGACUCAACUACUAUGAAAAUGCAUGGACGCCAGCAGAGGACUCAAAUAAAGAGUGGAUACAGGUGGAUCUUGGGUUCCUGCGAUUCGUCUCAGCCAUUGGCACCCAGGGCGCCAUUUCCCAGGAAACCCGGAAGAUUUACUUUGUCAAGUCCUACAAAGUGGACGUCAGCUCUAAUGGGGAGGACUGGAUUACUUUGAAAGAAGGCUCCAAACAAAAGGUUUUCCAAGGCAACACCAACCCAACAGACGUUGCCAAGACAAUGCUGCCCAAACCCACGCUGACGCGCUUCGUCCGGAUCCGUCCCGUUACCUGGGAAACAGGCAUCGCACUGCGCUUCGAGGUGUAUGGAUGUAAGAUAUCAGAGUACCCUUGCUCGGGCAUGCUGGGCAUGGUAUCAGGUUUGAUCACCGACAACCAGAUCACUGCAUCCUCUCACACGGACCGGAGCUGGGUACCAGAGAACGCCCGCCUGCUGACCAGCAGGACGGGGUGGACCCUGCUGCCUCAGCCACAGCCCUUCACCAGCGAAUGGCUGCAGGUGGAUCUGGGUGAGGAGAAGCUGGUGAAGGGGAUGAUCAUCCAGGGGGGGAAGCACCGUGAGAACAAAGUCUUCAUGAAGAAGUUCCGCCUCGGCUACAGCAACAAUGGCUCCGACUGGAGGAUGGUGUUGGACACCAGCGGGAACAAGCCAAAGAUAUUUGAAGGGAACAGCAACUAUGACACACCUGAGCUGAGGACGGUGGAGCCCCUGCUGACUCGUUUCAUCAGGAUUUACCCAGAGAGGGCCACUCCUGCUGGCAUGGGCUUGCGACUCGAGCUCCUGGGCUGCGAGAUUGAAGCCCCAACACUCCCACCUACCACGCUAGCUCCGAGCACUACCCCUUCGGACGAGUGUGACGACGACCAGGCGAGCUGCCACAGCGGCACAGGUGAUGACUACGACGUGACAGGUGCCACCACAAUGCCAGAAACCACUACUACUGAAGUAGAUACAAUCCCAGCUUUUCUGUGGUUUGCCUGUGACUUUGGCUGGGCCAAUGACCCGUCCUUCUGCAGCUGGACGUCAGAGGACACUGGUUCUAGAUGGCAGAUCCAGUCCAGUGGCACCCCCACCCUCAACACUGGACCUAACAUGGACCACACAGGUGGAUCAGGGAACUUCAUCUACACAUUAGCGACAAGCCCCCAGGAGACGGAGGUGGCUCGGCUGGUCAGCCCCGUGGUCAGCUCCCCGGACUCAGACCUGUGUGUGUCCUUUUGGUACCACAUGUUUGGGCCACACAUUGGCACACUGCAUAUCAAACAGCGCAAACAGACAGUUGACGGACCGGCUGACAUCCUGCUGUGGACGAUCAGUGGUCACCAAGGCAACCGCUGGAGGGAAGGUCGAGUCCUUGUGCCUCGCGCCAACAAACCCUUUCAGGUGGUGAUCGAAGGUCUGGUGGAGAGAAAGAGCUGGGGAGACAUUGCUGUGGAUGACAUUAAGGUUCUCAAUGGACUCAGCAUGGCAGACUGUAAAGAUCCUGACGUACCCACUGAGCCGAUGCUACCGGAGGAUCGCCUCAAUGAAAUCCUUGAGGAAAUCACUGAAUACCCAGACUUUGUGGAGACCAAUCAGAUUAGUGGAGCAGGCAACAUGCUGAAGACGCUCGACCCCAUCCUCAUCACCAUCAUCGCCAUGUCUGCCCUGGGGGUCUUCCUGGGUGCCAUCUGCGGCGUGGUCUUGUACUGCGCCUGCUCACACGGAGGCAUGUCGGACAGGAACUUAUCAGCCCUGGAGAACUAUAACUUUGAGCUAGUGGAUGGUGUGAAGCUAAAGAAGGACAAACUCAAUGUACAGAGCUCAUACUCAGAGGCGUGAGCUGGGACUGAGUGAAUUCUUGUGACUUUAUGACGUGCAGAGCUCGCAGAGCCUGCACAAGACUGGCAUAUCCUCUCGUAUAUCCACGAGUAGGCAGGCUCAAAGGACUGCCAACACCCUCAACUCGCUGGAUGAGGGUCAGGUUCAGGAACCAAUGGGAGGUUUGGACUGAUCCACGCUUUUCUCAGGAGCUGCAGUAAAAAGAACCUACCAGUAGGGGACACUGUGUACAAAUAAAAUACAGAAAAAAAUAUGUACAGAUGAUUUAGAUGAUAUUUUAAUUUUCUAUUUUGAUUUUCAUUCAUUUUUACAAUCGGAUGCUGGUGUUGAGACCAAUUUAUUAAUAAUGUUUAAAGUAUUUAUCGUUUUCUGGGAAGAUUUUUUUUUUUAUUAUCAGUUCAUGAAGGCUGUUGUUUAUUUGAAGUUUUGAAAGAGACGUAUCAAAAUCCUAAAUGAACCAUAUCCGGCAAAACUGUAGAUUUGCCCCGUGGUGAGGCAUACAGGGUGUGCCCAUAACCCAUGACCCUGAAACAUGUACCCUUUCCCCUUUGACCUCUAUCACUCUAAAGUGAGGGUCCCAUUCAUGGCAAUGUAUGGUUCUGACAGUGCCUUUAGUACAUUUUGGUUGGCCUCCUCUGUUGAUCUGGGUGUUUUUUACUGUACUUGGCUUAAGUUAUGAUGACAGGAAACAGGGGAACAUUAUCGUAUAAAUACCUGCAGAACAGGACAACAGUCUAUCACAGCGCUUUGUUUUUGUUUUUGUUGUUUUCUGUCGAAAAACCACACACUGUAAAUAAGUUUUAAUAUAUUUUAUUGCCCUUUUUAAAGAAAGUAAAAAGGAAAAAAGCUGCAGUAUCCCUUUUUUCACGGGUUUGUGUGUGUGUAAAUACAAUCUUCUGACUGUUUUGUGGAAGGUGCAGUGUUAUGGAAUUUUAAUUUUAGAUUACUUUGCUCAGAUGAGUAAUGUCUGUGUGAUAAUACGGCGAUUUCAAUGUGCAUUCAAGCCAUCUGUCGUCAAAACACCCACUGAACCACCGAAGGACGAAUGAAUCAAAAGGUAACAAAAAAAACAGCUGACAUUCUGAACUCUUUCUCAACAAAUAUCUUCACCAUAUCUCUGCUGUGAGUUCGACUGGUCACCGGAACAUUUUUCACAUAAAACAUGCUCAUGUUGAUGGCAGAGGAGGUGGUAAAAUAUGUUAAAUGUCUGCCAGCAUACCAAAAAAACAACGAUCAUCAUAGUUUUGCUUUAGCUUGUCACCUCCAAACGUCACUGUGGAUUGUUCACUCAAGAAGUGCUCUCUGGACAAUGCAGCUUGAAUGCACUUUGUUACUGAUUCCCUCAUGAUAGGAGCCUAUUAAAAAGAGGGGUAAACACACUAACUGAAGAAUGGUGCUAUCAUUACUUUAGCCAGACACAUUUGUCUCAUGAUAAAAUAAAAAAAACCCAGUUUGUAUUGUUCACAUGCUGUAUUGUAGCUUAAGGCCUCUUGGAACGCAAAGAGUUUUUACGUGUUUCACGUGUAGCAGCCAUAACGUUGUGAUGUCAGAGCUGAUGUCAUUAGGGCGGGACACUGGUACAGCGGGGGAUCGAACGGCGCCACCUGAAUCAGGUCACCUGGCCUCCCCUCCGUGGCUUUACCAAAGGAUGGUUUCCCCCCUUCUUGUUCACUGGGGGUCUCACUUAACACACAAAAUACUAUAAGAUCACCAAUGGUCAUCACUCACAAAAGAACUGACUACUUGCUUGUCCUAUCGGAGAGAAAAUCAGGAGGGGGACGGUAGGACGCUUGUAGAGAACAGAAAUGUAUGAUGGUCUUUUUUAUCUCUUUUUAAGCUUAAAAGAAGUGCAAAUGUCACCUCAAUGUGAACUCUUGGAAUCUCUACUGAGACUCUUGUUUGCAGACGGAUGGAUGGGACAAGGACUCUGUGUGAACUCCUUGUGAGAGUGACAGUAUCAGGACACAAGGGCCCAUGGGACUUGGUGUUUUUUCCGCACCACUAUCAAACAAUCAAAAACUUGAUCCUGAGAAGGGUGACGUCUUUUACAUCUGUGUGCUUUGUAUGUCGUGCCGUGGUGAACACAUCCUCAGCUUGUUCAUUUCAGAUUUGACCUCCCACUCCUCUCUCCACCUUUCCGUCUGCGCUCACAGCUGCGGGGGACUGUAGCUCCAGCGAAACUAGAGAAAAAGGAUACUGUAGCGUGGACUCAAAACAAACAAUGUUGCACUGAUAAAUAUAUUUAAGAGGUUUAUGUGUUUAUAGCGUUCAUUUGCAAAAAAAACAGAAGAAAGUCAAAAACACAAAAAACACGUGUUCAUUUCUUUUUAUAUAUAUAUAUAAAUAUAUAUAAAUAUAGUUUCAGAUUAUGUGAUAUAAUUCUGAAAUGUAAAAAUAUUGAGAUGUUUUCAUUAUCGAAAAAGGCAUAAAAGAUUUUCCAACAGUAAUGUCCCUCCCCCUCCAUUUACAUGGCAUAUUAACGCUUCGUUUUGUACUGUCAUUAAAAUUUUGUGCAGAUUUUUUUUUUUUACAAGAACAAGAAAAUAAGACUUUUAUUUUCAAUACUGCUUCUGUAAUUUGCUGUUGUAGAAAAAAUGAAUAAACAGCAAGGCCUUAAAAAGGA